Protopterus annectens (West African lungfish) is the source of this 936-nucleotide messenger RNA. It is a transcript of the gene SPCS3, whose product is annotated as signal peptidase complex subunit 3. The record is from RefSeq and is a predicted model, not a curated record. Gene Ontology annotation, cellular component: signal peptidase complex; membrane. The coding region runs from base 143 to 685 and encodes 180 amino acids. NCBI's taxonomy places the organism in Eukaryota, Metazoa, Chordata, Ceratodontiformes, Protopteridae. Gene Ontology annotation, biological process: protein targeting to ER. The transcript has 5 exons.
UUGCAGUCCGGAAACAUUUUGGCGCUGUACUUACACUCGAUAUUAUUAUACAGUUCCCGUUUCCAUACUUUUAGUACAGGUUGUUACCUGGUGGUAGUUUUUUUAUUUAUAAUUAAGCUAGCAAUUCAAAAAUAUUGUCACAAUGAACACGGUGCUGUCACGGGCAAAUUCUUUGUUCGCCUUCUCGUUGAGUGUUAUGGCAGCACUCACGUUUGGAUGCUUCCUCACUACUGCAUUCAAAGAUAGGAGUGUGUUGGUGAAUAUUAAUGUUUCAAAAGUCAUGCUGAAAAAUGUAGAAGAUUUUACAAGCACUAGAGAACGAAGUGACCUGGGCUUUAUUAAUUUUGACAUUGAAGUUGAUCUUGAGCCAAUAUUCGACUGGAACGUCAAACAACUGUUUAUUUAUUUAUCUGCUGAAUAUACAACUCCAAGUAAUACUCUCAACCAGGUCGUUCUAUGGGACAAAAUUGUAUUAAGAGGAUAUAGCAACAAGCUAACCCUGCGAGACUUGAAGUCCAAGUAUUUCUUCUUUGACGAUGGCAAUGGUUUAAAGGGAAAUAAAAACAUCACUUUGACUUUAUCAUGGAAUGUCAUACCAAAUGCAGGCCUCCUUCCUCUUGUGACUGGUGAAGGACACAUUUCUGUUCCAUUUCCAGAUGCAUACGAAAUGGCAAGGAGCUAUUAAGGACAUGCAUUUUGGCCAGAGAAUAGUCUAGAAUUGGAUACCUGAAUUCAGCAUUUUGUACAGAUGCAUCCUAUACAGUUUUGAAAACAGUUUUCGAUUCAUUUGUGUCAUUGCCUUUGCCCUUUCUGGUUAUUCAACAGAUUUAAACAUGGACCAAGUAGUAAAAAAUAUUAUAAAAAAUAAUGUCAUCUUUUUUUAUAUGUUGAUGUGGUCUUCAGUUGUCUGUAGUAAAUAAAGUGUUAUGUACCACU